ACAGUUGGUGUCACUGGCCAUAUGUCAGCAGACAGUCUAGCUGUCAGUCGGUCCAUAUUUUUGGAUAAAUACCAGUGAUACAUCGCACAAAAAUGAUAGAAUUGAUGUCCAUAAAAAAAAGCCUUCAGUGGCCCAGAGAAGGAAGCUCAGUUUUAAGUGUGGCGAGAGCACAUAUUGUGGCACCUGCAAAAAACAUCCAAGAAUUGCCAACGAGCAUCAGGCAGGACACAUUUGGAGCAGGAAUCAGCCACAACAACAGCUUACUUCCACCGAUUGCAGCUUCCUCUCGUAACACUUUGUUAUGUACAAGCAGAACCAGGCCUAGUUAUAGCUGUGUGUCCAGUGGUUAUAAUUCACAGAACAACUCAGUAACUGGAAAUAGAAUAGUAUUGGCAAACCAGCCUAAAGCCAAUCUGAAAAACCAUGACUUGCUGAAUUCAACUGUAGGAAAGAACGACAUCCCAGGGAAAAACGAAGAAAGCAUCUCAGAGAAAACAAAAUGCAUCUUAAGUGCUCUGAAGCCCAUAAAUAUUGCUCAAGAAAAAUCUAAGUUUUUCAGUUCAUCAUAUACAUACAAUCCUCAGUUUAAAUAUCAAAAUCCUGCAUUACCAGAUGAUCUAGGAAAGCACAGCGUUGCCUCCAACAGAUUCCUGAAACAGGCAAUUAACAUCAUGCAGAGAGCAAUUAAUAAAUAUGGCAGCUAUGAAAAGUUUGAAACAGCAACUGGAGGAAGUCAUCUGUCAAAAAGUCAAAUAUUGCGUCAUGUUGAAAAAUAUAUAGAAAAAGAAGGUUGUCUGGGUGAGAUUGCUGUCCACCUUUCAGAUGACAUGAUUUCGCGAGCAUGUAUGUCAGAGGUGAAGGGUCAGCCGACAGUGACCAUUAAUGUUUCUGUUGCCCGGGAAAAGUGGCUUGAAGGGACACUUAGACAUGAAAUAGGAACCCAUUAUUACCGUUUAGUGAACAACAAGCAGCAGCCAUGGUGUAACAGUCACUGGCGCGAACAAUAUGGUCUAAAGCCUAGCAAUAUCACUGAAGAAGGCCUGGCUAGCAUCCACAGUGUUGUGACAGACAAAAAUCCUUUCCUGUGGAGAGCUGCACUGCUGUAUUACACAGUUUACCAAGCCAGCCAGAUGUCCUUCUGUGAGCUGUUCAAGAUCUUGGCUCAGUAUGUGGAAGACCCUGACACAAGAUGGCAUUACUGUAUGCGUGCAAAGAGAGGCUGCACUGACACAUCCCAGCCAGGCUGCUGCAGCAAAGAUCAGGUGUACCUAGACGGGAUUUUACAUCUUUUGAGGCACAGAGACACCAUCAAUUUCCGCCUGCUAACGUGCAUGGGCCAGGUGUCCUAUGAAGAUAUGUACCGUUUGAAGCAGUUUGCUGUAUUUCCCAAUGCUAGAAUUCCUCAGUUCCUAAAAAAUCGAGGACAAUACAUGAAACAUCUGACAAACAUUAUGAAAGUGAAUGGCCUGACAGACAAAAAGCUGAGGAAAUUAAUCAUGUGACCACACCACUGACUACAGUUGGACUCCAUUGCAGACCAGGAGAAUGUUUAAGGUUGCUUCAAGAUGUCUGCCCAAGGAGGUGGUUCCAGCUUCAGUAGGUGACUCUCAGGCCACAGCUCCAAGAGAGGACUUUCAGGCCACAGCACCAUGAGGGGUUUCUUGGGCCAAAGCCUCAGUAGGGGACUGCCAGACCACAGCUCCAGGAGGGGUUUUAGAGGCCAUAGCCCCAGGAUGGAGUUCAGAGGCCACAGCCCCAAGAGGGGGUUCAGAGGCCACAGUCCCAGGAGCUAAUUUGGGCCACAGCCCCAGGAGUGGAUUUUGGGCCGCAGCCCCAGGAGUGGAUUUUGGGCCACAGCCCCAGGAGUGGACUUUUGGGCCACAGCCCCAGGAGGGGACUUUUGGGCCACAGCCCCAGGAGGGGACUUUUGGGCCACAGCCCCAGGAGGGGACUUUUGAGCCACACCUCCUGGAAAGGACUUUUGUGCCACACCUCCUGGAAAGGACUUUUGAGCUACACCUCCUGGAAAGGACUUUUGAGCCACACCUCCUGGAAAGGACUUUUGUGCCACAACUCCUGGAAAGGACUUUUGAGCCUCAGCUCCUGGAAAGGACUUUUGGGCCACAUCCCACGGAGGGGACUUUUGGGCCAUAGCUCCUUGAGAGGACUAUUGGGCCACAGCUCCUGGAAAGGACUUUGGGCCACAGCCCCAGGAGAGCACUUCUGGGUCACAGACCCAGAGGGAGACUUUUGGGCUACAGACCCAGGAGUGGUCUUUUGGGCCACAGCCCCAGGAGCGGACUUUCUGGAUUCAGAAACACAAGUGGAAUCCUAACAGACACAUUAUUCAUUAUUUUUAAUUUUCAACCAACAUCUUGCAAACAUAUAAUUAAAUUAUUAGUAUACACAACCUAAAUGUAAAGUGUUACAUACUCCUUAUGGUUUUUGUAACAGUUAUACAGGUUUUUCUGGUGAUUCUAUAAUAAUCUGCCUUUAACAAUUGAUAAUAGUACAGGUUGAGUAUCCCAUAUCCAAAUAUUCCGAAAUACGGAAUAUUCCGAAAUACGGACUUUUUUGACUGAGAGUGAGAUAGUGAAACCUUUGUUUUUUGAUGGCUCAAU
This is a messenger RNA of Pseudophryne corroboree (corroboree frog), 2621 nucleotides long. RefSeq names its product putative tyrosine carboxypeptidase MATCAP2. The transcript has 7 exons. Lineage: Eukaryota; Metazoa; Chordata; Amphibia; Anura; Myobatrachidae. Bases 93 to 1502 code for a protein of 469 amino acids. The record is from RefSeq and is a predicted model, not a curated record.